AUGGGUGACAGCUAUGGCUGGAUUACUACCUCGUCUCGUUAUGAUGGAGAGUCUCAUGAAGAUCUUCCAUGGGCCGCUUCUGCUUGGGAAGGUUGGAACGGCGAGUGGGUCGCUCGAGAUCUCGAUGUGAGCCUUCGGCCAUGGGAUUCUUGGCGAACGUUGCGGGGUCGCUUGGUAAAAGACUCUGUCGGUCGCUUUAUGUCUGGAUCGACCGAUGGAGAAGACCUGAUGAACAACAUGAAAGGCUUGCACAUGGCAUCAUGGCAUCACCACACUUCGCGAACGUGGGCUGGACGUGUUGGAUGCCUCGGGUUUGGAAUGGGCUGA
This is a messenger RNA of Durusdinium trenchii, 327 nucleotides long. Lineage: Eukaryota; Dinophyceae; Suessiales; Symbiodiniaceae. The record is from the annotation of a GenBank genome assembly.